Messenger RNA from Schistocerca nitens (vagrant locust), 11754 nucleotides. RefSeq lists its product as uncharacterized. The record is from RefSeq and is a predicted model, not a curated record. The transcript has 5 exons. Gene Ontology annotation, biological process: cell differentiation. NCBI's taxonomy places the organism in Eukaryota, Metazoa, Arthropoda, Insecta, Orthoptera, Acrididae. Bases 1 to 11754 code for a protein of 3917 amino acids.
AUGCGAAGAAACAGCUGCGCAGAAACAGCUGCGCAGAAACAGCUGCGCAGAAACAGCGGCGCAGAAACAGCGGCGCAGAAACAGCUGCGCAGGAACAGCUGCGCAGGAACAGCUGCGCAGAAACAGCUGCGCAGAAACAGCUGCGCAGGAACAGCUGCGCAGAAACAGCUGCGCAGAAACAGCUGCGCAGAAACAGCUGCGCAGAAACAGCUACGCAGGAACAGCUGCGCAGGAACAGCUGCGCAGAAACAGCUGCGCAGAAACAGCUGCGCAGAAACAGCUGCGCAGAAACAGCUUCGCAGAAACAGCUGCGCAGGAACAGCUACGCAGAAACAGCUGCGCAGAAACAGCUGCGCAGAAACAGCUGCGCAGAAACAGCUGCGCAGAAACAGCUGCGCAGAAACAGCUGCGCAGAAACAGCUGCGCAGAAACAGCUGCGCAGAGACAGCUGCGCAGAGACAGCUGCGCAGAAACAGCUGCGAAGAAACAGCUGCGCAGAAACAGCUGCGCAGAAACAGCUGCGCAGAAAAAGCUGCGCAGAAACAGCUGCGCAGAAACAGCUGCGCAGAAACAGCUGCGCAGAAACAGCUGCGCAGAAACAGCUGCGCAGAAACAGCUGCGCAGAAACAGCGGCGCAGAAACAGCGGCGCAGAAACACUCUAUAGCCUCCGGUUACAGGAGCGUACCUCCAUGUUCAAUGUUUUUUGGGCAGUUGAACAUGUAAAGUUGAAUCCCGUACGCGCGUGCUGCGCGGAGACGGCUGCGCAGAAGCGGCUGCGCGGAAGCGGCUGCGCGGAAGCGGCUGCGCGGAAACGGCUGCGCGGAAACGGCUGCGCGGAAACGGCUGCGCGAGAACAGCUGCGCGAGAACAGGUGCGCGGGAACAGCUGCGCGGGAACAGCUGCGCAGGAACAGCUGCGCAGGAACAGCUGCGCAGGAACAGCUGCGCAGGAACAGGUGCGCAAAAACAGGUGCGCAGGAACAGGUGCGCAGGAACAGCUGCGCAGGAACAGCUGCGCAGAAACAGCUGCGCAGAAACAGCUGCGCAGAAACAGCUUCGCAGAAACGGCUGCGCUGGAACGGCUGCGCAGAAACGGCUGCGCAGAAACGGCUGCGCAGAAACGGCUGCGCAGAAACGGCUGCGCAGAAACGGCUGCGCAGAAACGGCUGCGCAGAAAAGGCUGCGCAGAAACGGCUGCACAGAAACAGCUGCGCAGAAACAGCUGCGCAGAAGCAGCUGCGCAGAAGCAGCUGCGCAGAAGCAGCUGCGCAGAAGCAGCUGCGCAGAGGCAGCUGCGCAGAAGCAGCUGCGCAGAAGCAGCUGCGCAGAAGCAGCUGCGCAGAAGCAGCUGCGCAGAAGCAGCUGCGCAGAAGCAGCUGCGCAGAAGCAGCUGCGCAGAAGCAGCUGCGCAGAGGCAGCUGCGCAGAAGCAGCUGCGCAGAAGCAGCUGCGCAGAAGCAGCUGCGCAGAAGCAGCUGCGCAGAAGCAGCUGCGCAGAAACAGCUGCGCAGAAACAGCUGCGCAGAUACAGCUGCGCAGAUACAGCUGCGCAGAAACAGCUGCGCAGAAACAGCUGCGCAGAAACAGCUGCGCAGAAACAGCUGCGCAGGAACAGCUGCGCAGGAACAGCUGCGCAGGAACAGCUGCGCAGGAACAGCUGCGCAGGAACAGCUGCGCAGGAACAGCUGCGCAGGAACAGCUGCGCAGGAACAGCUGCGCAGGAACAGCUGCGCAGGUACAGCUGCGCAGGAACAGCUGCGCAGGAACAGCUGCGCAGAAACAGCUGCGCAGGAACAGCUGCGCAGGAACAGCUGCGCAGGAACAGCUGCGCAGGAACAGCUGCGCAGGUACAACUGCGCAGGAACAGCUGCGCAGGAACAGCUGCGCAGAAACAGCUGCGCAGAAACAGCUGCGCAGAAACAGCUGCGCAGAAACAGCUGCGCAGAAACAGCUGCGCAGGAACAGCUGCGCAGAAACAGCUGCGCAGGAACAGCUGCGCAGGAACAGCUGCGCAGGAACAGCUGCGCAGGAACAGGUGCGCAGGAACAGGUGCGCAGGAACAGGUGCGGAGGAACAGGUGCGCAGGAACAGCUGCGCAGGAACAGGUGCGCAGGAACAGCUGCGCAGGAACAGCUGCGCAGGAACAGCUGCGCAGGAACAGCUGCGCAGAAACUGCUGCGCAGAAACUGCUGCGCAGAAACUGCUGCGCAGAAACAGCUGCGCAGGAACAGCUGCGCAGGAACAGCUGCGCAGAAACUGCUGCGCAGAAACUGCUGCGCAGAAACUGCUGCGCAGAAACUGCUGCGCAGAAACUGCUGCGCAGAAACAGCUGCGCAGGAACAGCUGCGCAGGAACAGCUGCGCAGGAACAGCUGCGCAGAAACAGCUGCGCAGGAACAGCUGCGCAGGAACAGCUGCGCAGGAACAGCUGCGCAGGAACAGCUGCGCAGAAACAGCUGCGCAGGAACAGCUGCGCAGAAACAGCUGCGCAGAAACUGCUGCGCAGAAACUGCUGCGCAGAAACAGCUGCGCAGAAACAGCUGCGCAGAAACAGCUGCGCAGGAACAGCUGCGCAGAAACAGCUGCGCAGGAACAGCUGCGCAGGAACAGCUGCGCAGGAACAGCUGCGCAGGAACAGGUGCGCAGGAACAGGUGCGCAGGAACAGGUGCGGAGGAACAGGUGCGCAGGAACAGCUGCGCAGGAACAGGUGCGCAGGAACAGCUGCGCAGGAACAGCUGCGCAGGAACAGCUGCGCAGGAACAGCUGCGCAGAAACUGCUGCGCAGAAACUGCUGCGCAGAAACUGCUGCGCAGAAACAGCUGCGCAGAAACAGCUGCGCAGGAACAGCUGCGCAGAAACUGCUGCGCAGAAACUGCUGCGCAGAAACUGCUGCGCAGAAACUGCUGCGCAGAAACAGCUGCGCAGGAACAGCUGCGCAGGAACAGCUGCGCAGGAACAGCUGCGCAGGAACAGCUGCGCAGGAGCAGCUGCGCAGGAACAGCUGCGCAGGAACAGCUGCGCAGAAACAGCUGCGCAGGAACAGCUGCGCAGAAACAGCUGCGCAGAAACAGCUGCGCAGGAACAGCUGCGCAGGAACAGCUGCGCAGAAACAGCUGCGCAGAAACAGCUGCGCAGAAACAGCUGCGCAGGAACAGCUGCGCAGGAACAGCUGCGCAGGAACAGCUGCGCAGAAACUGCUGCGCAGAAACUGCUGCGCAGAAACAGCUGCGCAGAAACAGCUGCGCAGGAACAGCUGCGCAGAAACAGCUGCGCAGAAACAGCUGCGCAGAAACAGCUUCGCAGAAACAGCUGCGCAGAAACAGCUGCGCAGAAACAGCUGCGCAGGAACAGCUGCGCAGAAACAGCUGCGCAGAAACAGCUGCGCAGGAACAGCUGCGCAGGAACAGCUGCGCAGGAACAGCUGCGCAGAAACAGCUGCGCAGGAACAGCUGCGCAGAAACAGCUGCGCAGGAACAGCUGCGCAGGAACAGCUGCGCAGGAACAGCUGCGCAGGAACAGCUGCGCAGAAACAGCUGCGCAGAAACAGCUGCGCAGAAACAGCUGCGCAGAAACAGCUGCGCAGGAACAGCUGCGCAGGAACAGCUGCGCAGGAACAGCUGCGCAGGAACAGCUGCGCAGGAACAGCUGCGCAGGAACAGCUGCGCAGGAACAGCUGCGCAGGUACAGCUGCGCAGGAACAGCUGCGCAGGAACAGCUGCGCAGGAACAGCUGCGCAGGUAUAGCUGCGCAGGAACAGUUGCGCAGGAGCAGCUGCGCAGGAACAGCUGCGCAGGAACAGCUGCGCAGAAACAGCUGCGCAGGAACAGCUGCGCAGAAACAGCUGCGCAGAAACAGCUGCGCAGGAACAGCUGCGCAGGAACAGCUGCGCAGGAGCAGCUGUGCAGGAACAGCUGCGCAGGAACAGCUGCGCAGGAACAGCUGCGCAGAAACAGCUGCGCAGAAACAGCUGCGCAGAAACAGCUGCGCGGGAACAGCUGCGCAGGAACAGCUGCGCAGGAACAGCUGCGCAGGAACAGCUGCGCAGGAACAGCUGCGCAGAAACUGCUGCGCAGAAACUGCUGCGCAGAAACAGCUGCGCAGGAACAGCUGCGCAGGAACAGCUGCGCAGGAACAGCUGCGCAGGAACAGCUGCGCAGGAACAGCUGCGCAGGAACAGCUGCGCAGGAACAGCUGCGCUGGAACAGCUGCGCAGAAACAGCUGCGCAGGAACAGCUGCGCAGAAACAGCUGCGCAGGAACAGCUGCGCAGAAACAACUGCGCAGAAACAACUGCGCAGAAACAGCUGCGCAGAAACAGCUGCGCAGAAACAGCUGCGCAGAAACAGCUUCGCAGAAACAGCUGCGCAGAAACAGCUGCGCAGAAACAGCUGCGCAGGAACAGCUGCGCAGAAACAGCUGCGCAGAAACAGCUGCGCAGAAACAGCUGCGCAGAAACAGCUGCGCAGAAACAGCUGCGCAGAAACAGCUGCGCAGAAACAGCUGCGCAGGAACAGCUGCGCAGAAACAGCUGCGCAGGAGCAGCUGCGCAUGAACAGCUGCGCAGGAACAGCUGCGCAGGAACAGCUGCGCAGGAACAGCUGCGCAGGAACAGGUGCGCAGGAACAGGUGCGCAGGAACAGGUGCGGAGGAACAGGUGCGCAGGAACAGCUGCGCAGGAACAGGUGCGCAGGAGCAGGUGCGCAGGAACAGCUGCGCAGGAACAGCUGCGCAGGAACAGCUGCGCAGGAACAGGUGCGCAGGAACAGGUGCGCAGGAACAGGUGCGCAGGAACAGGUGCGCAGAAACAGCUGCGCAGAAACAGCUGCGCAGAAACAGCUGCGCAGAAACAGCUGCGCAGAAACAGCUGCGCAGAAACAGCUGCGCAGAAACAGCUGCGCAGAAACAGCUCCGCAGAAACAGCUGCGCAGAGACAGCUGCGCAGAGACAGCUGCGCAGAGACAUCUGCGCAGUUACAGCUGUGCAUAAACAGCUGCGCAGAAACAGCUGCGCAGAAACAGCUGCGCAGAAACAGCUGCGCAGAAACAGCUGCGCAGAAACAGCUGCGCAGAAACAGCUGCGCAGAAACAGCUGCGCAGAAACAGCUGCGCAGAAACAGAUGCGAAGAAACAGCUGCGCAGAAACAGCGGCGCAGAAACAGCGGCGCAGAAACAGCGGCGCAGAAACAGCUGCGCAGGAACAGCUGCGCAGGAACAGCUGCGCAGAAACAGCUGCGCAGAAACAGCUGCGCAGGAACAGCUGCGCAGAAACAGCUGCGCAGAAACAGCUGCGCAGAAACAGCUGCGCAGGAACAGCUGCGCAGGAACAGCUGCGCAGAAACAGCUGCGCAGAAACAGCUGCGCAGAAACAGCUGCGCAGAAACAGCUGCGCAGAAACAGCUGCGCAGGAACAGCUACGCAGAAACAGCUGCGCAGAAACAGCUGCGCAGAAACAGCUGCGCAGAAACAGCUGCGCAGAAACAGCUGCGCAGAAACAGCUGCGCAGAAACAGCUGCGCAGAAACAGCUGCGCAGAGACAGCUGCGCAGAAACAGCUGCGAAGAAACAGGUUCGCAGAAACAGCUGCGCAGAAACAGCUGCGCAGAAAAAGCUGCGCAGAAACAGCUGCGCAGAAACAGCUGCGCAGAAACAGCUGCGCAGAAACAGCUGCGCAGAAACAGCUGCGCAGAAACAGCUGCGCAGAAACAGCGGCGCAGAAACAGCGGCGCAGAAACACUCUAUAGCCUCCGGUUACAGGAGCGUACCUCCAUGUUCAAUGUUUUUUGGGCAGUUGAACAUAAGCGGCUGCGCGGAAGCGGCUGCGCGGAAACGGCUGCGCGGAAACGGCUGCGCGGAAACGGCUGCGCGGAAACGGCUGCGCGAGAACAGCUGCGCGAGAAUAGGUGCGCGGGAACAGCUGCGCAGGAACAGCUGCGCAGGAACAGCUGCGCAGGAACAGCUGCGCAAAAACAGGUGCGCAGGAACAGCUGCGCAGGAACAGCUGCGCAGGAACAGCUGCGCAGAAACAGCUGCGCAGAAACAGCUGCGCAGAAACAGCUGCGCAGAAACAGCUUCGCAGAAACAGCUGCGCAGGAACAGCUGCGCAGAAACAGCUGCGCAGAAACAGCUGCGCAGGAACAGCUGCGCAGAAAAAGCUGCGCAGAAACAGCUGCGCAUAACAGCUGCGCAGGAACAGCUGCGCAGAAACAGCUGCGCAGAAACAGCUGCGCAGGAACAGCUGCGCAGAAACAGCUGCGCAGAAGCAGCUGCCUGCGCAGAAACAGCUGCGCAGAAACAGCUGCGCAGAAACAGCUGCGCAGGAACAGCUGCGCAGGAACAGCUGCGCAGGAACAGCUGCGCAGGAACAGCUGCGCAGGAACAGCUGCGCAGGAACAGCUGCGCAGGAACAGCUGCGCAGGAACAGCUGCGCAGGAACAGCUGCGCAGGAACAGCUGCACAGAAACAGCUGCGCAGAAACAGCUGCGCAGGAACAGCUGCGCAGGAACAGCUGCGCAGGAACAGCUGCGCAGGAACAGCUGCGCAUGAACAGCUGCGCAGGAACAGCUGCGCAGGAACAGCUGCGCAGGAACAGCUGCGCAGGUACAGCUGCGCAGGAACAGCUGCGCAGGAACAGCUGCGCAGGAACAGCUGCGCAGGAACAGCUGCGCAGGUACAGCUGCGCAGGAACAGCUGCGCAGGAACAGCUGCGCAGGAACAGCUGCGCAGAAACAGCUGCGCAGAAACAGCUGCGCAGAAACAGCUGCGCAGAAACAGCUGCGCAGGAACAGCUGCGCAGGAACAGCUGCGCAGGAACAGCUGCGCAGGAACAGCUGCGCAGGAACAGCUGCGCAGGAACAGCUGCGCAGAAACAGCUGCGCAGAAACAGCUGCGCAGGAACAGCUGCGCAGAAACAGCUGCGCAGAAACAGCUGCGCAGAAACAGCUGCGCAGGAACAGCUGCGCAGGAACAGCUGCGCAGGAACAGCUGCGCAGGAACAGCUGCGCAGAAACUGCUGCGCAGAAACUGCUGCGCAGAAACAGCUGCGCAGAAACAGCUGCGAAGGAACAGCUGCGCAGAAACAGCUGCGCAGAAACAGCUGCGCAGAAACAGCUGCGCAGAAACAGCUGCGCAGAAACAGCUGCGCAGGAACAGCUGCGCUGAAACAGCUGCGCAGAAACAGCUGCGCAGAAACAGCUGCGCAGGAACAGCUGCGCAGGAACAGCUGCGCAGGAACAGCUGCGCAGGAACAGCUGCGCAGGAACAGCUGCGCAGAAACAGCUGCACAGGAACAGCUGCGCAGGAACAGCUGCGCAGGAACAGCUGCGCAGGAACAGCUGCGCAGGAACAGCUGCGCAGAAACUGCUGCGCAGAAACUGCUGCGCAGAAACUGCUGCGCAGAAACAGCUGCGCAGAAACAGCUGCGCAGGAACAGCUGCGCAGGAACAGCUGCGCAGGAACAGCUGCGCAGGAACAGCUGCGCAGGAACAGCUGCGCAGGAACAGCUGCGCAGGAACAGCUGCGCAGGAACAGCUGCGCAGAAACAGCUGCGCAGGAACAGCUGCGCAGGAACAGCUGCGCAGAAACAACUGCGCAGAAACAACUGCGCAGAAACAGCUGCGCAGAAACAGCUGCGCAGAAACAGCUUCGCAGAAACAGCUGCGCAGAAACAGCUGCGCAGAAACAGCUGCGCAGGAACAGCUGCGCAGGAACAGCUGCGCAGAAACAGCUGCGCAGAAACAGCUGCGCAGGAACAGCUGCGCAGAAACAGCUGCGCAGAAACAGCUGCGCAGGAACAGCUGCGCAGAAACAGCUGCGCAGAAACAGCUGCGCAGAAACAGCUGCGCAGAAACAGCUGCGCAGAAACAGCUGCGCAGAAACAGCUGCGCAGAAACAGCUGCGCAGGAACAGCUGCGCAGAAACAGCUGCGCAGGAGCAGCUGCGCAGGAACAGCUGCGCAGGAACAGCUGCGCAGGAACAGCUGCGCAGGAACAGCUGCGCAGGAACAGCUGCGCAGGAACAGGUGCGCAGGAACAGGUGCGCAGGAACAGGUGCGGAGGAACAGGUGCGCAGGAACAGCUGCGCAGGAACAGGUGCGCAGGAACAGCUGCGCAGGAACAGCUGCGCAGGAACAGCUGCGCAGGAACAGCUGCGCAGGAACAGGUGCGCAGGAACAGGUGCGCAGGAACAGGUGCGCAGGAACAGCUGCGCAGAAACAGCUACGCAGAAACAGCUGCGCAGAAACAGCUGCGCAGAAACAGCUGCGCAGAAACAGCUGCGCAGAAACAGCUGCGCAGAAACAGCUGCGCAGAAACAGCUGCGCAGAAACAGCUGCGCAGAAACAGCUCCGCAGAAACAGCUGCGCAGAGACAGCUGCGCAGAGACAGCUGCGCAGAGACAUCUGCGCAGUUACAGCUGCGCAGAAACAGCUGCGCAGAAACAGCUGCGCAGAGACAGCUGCGCAGAAACAGCUGCGCAGAAACAGCUGCGCAGAAACAGCUGCGCAGAAACAGCUGCGCAGAAACAGCUGCGCAGAAACAGCUGCGCAGAAACAGAUGCGAAGAAACAGCUGCGCAGAAACAGCUGCGCAGAAACAGCUGCGCAGAAACAGCGGCGCAGAAACAGCGGCGCAGAAACAGCUGCGCAGGAACAGCUGCGCAGGAACAGCUGCGCAGAAACAGCUGCGCAGAAACAGCUGCGCAGGAACAGCUGCGCAGAAACAGCUGCGCAGAAACAGCUGCGCAGAAACAGCUACGCAGGAACAGCUGCGCAGGAACAGCUGCGCAGGAACAGCUGCGCAGAAACAGCUGCGCAGAAACAGCUGCGCAGAAACAGCUGCGCAGAAACAGCUUCGCAGAAACAGCUGCGCAGGAACAGCUACGCAGAAACAGCUGCGCAGAAACAGCUGCGCAGAAACAGCUGCGCAGAAACAGCUGCGCAGAAACAGCUGCGCAGAAACAGCUGCGCAGAGACAGCUGCGCAGAGACAGCUGCGCAGAAACAGCUGCGAAGAAACAGCUGCGCAGAAACAGCUGCGCAGAAACAGCUGCGCAGAAAAAGCUGCGCAGAAACAGCUGCGCAGAAACAGCUGCGCAGAAACAGCUGCGCAGAAACAGCUGCGCAGAAACAGCUGCGCAGAAACAGCUGCGCAGAAACAGCGGCGCAGAAACAGCGGCGCAGAAACACUCUAUAGCCUCCGGUUACAGGAGCUGAAGUCUCAUCAGAAAAUCAGAAACAGCUGCGCGGAGACGGCUGCGCAGAAGCGGCUGCGCGGAAGCGGCUGCGCGGAAACGGCUGCGCGGAAACGGCUGCGCGGAAACGGCUGCGCGAGAACAGCUGCGCGAGAACAGGUGCGCGGGAACAGCUGCGCGGGAACAGCUGCGCAGGAACAGCUGCGCAGGAACAGCUGCGCAGGAACAGCUGCGCAGGAACAGGUGCGCAAAAACAGGUGCGCAGGAACAGGUGCGCAGGAACAGCUGCGCAGGAACAGCUGCGCAGGAACAGCUGCGCAGGAACAGCUGCGCAGGAACAGCUGCGCAGAAACAGCUGCGCAGGAACAGCUGUGCAGGAACAGCUGCGCAGAAACAGCUGCGCAGAAACAGCUGCGCAGAAACAGCUGCGCAGAAACAGCUUCGCAGAAACAGCUGCGCUGGAACAGCUGCGCAGAAACGGCUGCGCAGAAACGGCUGCGCAGAAACGGCUGCGCAGAAACGGCUGCGCAGAAACGGCUGCGCAGAAACGGCUGCGCAGAAAAGGCUGCGCAGAAACGGCUGCGCAGAAACGGCUGCGCAGAAACGGCUGCGCAGAAGCGGCUGCGCAGAAGCAGCUGCGCAGAAACAGCUGCGCAGAAGCAGCUGCGCAGAAGCAGCUGCGCAGAAGCAGCUGCGCAGAAGCAGCUGCGCAGAAGCAGCUGCGCAGAAGCAGCUGCGCAGAAGCAGCUGCGCAGAAACAGCUGCGCGGAAACAGCUGCGCGGAUACAGCUGCGCAGAUACAGCUGCGCAGAAACAGCUGCGCAGAAACAGCUGCGCAGAAACAGCUGCGCAGAAACAGCUGCGCAGAAACAGCUGCGCAGGAACAGCUGCGCAGGAACAGCUGCGCAGGAACAGCUGCGCAGGAACAGCUGCGCAGGAACAGCUGCGCAGGAACAGCUGCGCAGGAACAGCUGCGCAGGAACAGCUGCGCAGGUACAGCUGCGCAGGAACAGCUGCGCAGAAACAGCUGCGCAGGAACAGCUGCGCAGGAACAGCUGCGCAGGAACAGCUGCGCAGGAACAGCUGCGCAGGUACAGCUGCGCAGGAACAGCUGCGCAGGAACAGCUGCGCAGGAACAGCUGCGCAGAAACAGCUGCGCAGGAACAGCUGCGCAGAAACAGCUGCGCAGGAACAGCUGCGCAGAAACAGCUGCGCAGGAACAGCAGCGCAGGAACAGCUGCGCAGGAACAGCUGCGCAGGAACAGCUGCGCAGAAACAGCUGCGCAGAAACAGCUGCGCAGGAACAGCUGCGCAGAAACAGCUGCGCAGAAACAGCUGCGCAGGAACAGCUGCGCAGGAACAGCUGCGCAGGAACAGCUGCGCAGGAACAGCUGCGCAGAAACAGCUGCGCAGGAACAGCUGCGCAGAAACAGCUGCGCAGAAACAGCUGCGCAGAAACAGCUGCACAGAAACAGCUUCGCAGAAACAGCUGCGCAGGAACAGCUGCGCAGAAACAGCUGCGCAGAAACAGCUGCGCAGGAACAGCUGCGCAGAAAAAGCUGCGCAGAAACAGCUGCGCAGAAACAGCUGCGCAGGAACAGCUGCGCAGAAACAGCUGCGCAGAAACAGCUGCGCAGGAACAGCUGCGCAGAAACAGAUGCGCAGAAACAGCUGCGCAGAAACAGCUGCGCAGAAACAGCUGCGCAGAAACAGCUGCGCAGAAACAGCUGCGCAGGAACAGCUGCGCAGAAACAGCUGCGCAGGAGCAGCUGCGCAGGAACAGCUGCGCAGGAACAGCUGCGUAGGAACAGCUGCGCAGGAACAGCUGCGCAGGAACAGGUGCGCAGGAACAGCUGCGCAGGAACAGGUGCGGAGGAACAGGUGCGCAGGAACAGCUGCGCAGGAACAGGUGCGCAGGAGCAGGUGCGCAGGAACAGCUGCGCAGGAACAGCUGCGCAGGAACAGCUGCGCAGGAACAGGUGCGCAGGAACAGGUGCGCAGGAACAGCUGCGCAGAAACAGCUGCGCAGAAACAGCUGCGCAGAAACAGCUGCGCAGGAACAGCUGCGCAGAAACAGCUGCGCAGAAACAGCUGCGCAGAAACAGCUGCGCAGAAACAGCUGCGCAGAAACAGCUGCGCAGAAACAGCUGCGCAGAAACAGCUGCGCAGAGACAGCUGCGCAGAGACAGCUGCACAGAGACAGCUGCGCAGAAACAGCUGCGCAGAUACAGCUGCGCAGAAACAGCUGCGCAGAAACAGCUGCGCAGAAACAGCUGCGCAGAAACAGCUGCGCAGAAACAGCUGCGCAGAAACAGCUGCGCAGAAACAGCUGCGCAGAAACAGAUGCGCAGAAACAGCUGCGCAGAAACAGCUGCACAGAAACAGCUGCGCAGAAACAGCUGCGCAGAAACAGCUGCGCAGAAACAGCUGCGCAGAAACAGCUGCGCAGAAACAGCUGCGCAGAAACAUCUGCGCAGAAACAGCUGCGCAGAAACAGAUGCGCAGAAACAGCUGCGCAGAAACAGCUGCGCAGAAACAGCGGCGCAGAAACAGCGGCGCAGAAACACUCUAUAG